CAGCAGCACCACCUGCUCAGAUUACGAUGGAGAUAAAUUAUCACAUUUCAUACCCUCUUUUUUCUUAUUACAAUAUUACCCCCACCGAAAGAAAUGCAGAAGCAACAAAGCCAAUUACAGUAUUUCUUUGGAUUUUGUCUCCAGAAAUUGCUUCCUCCAUUUGAAGAACAGAGAAAAUGGACGCUUUCACAUCAGUGACACACCCCAGUUCACGCUCUUCAGCUUUCCUGGGGCAUAAUUUUCAGCCUAUAUCACAUAGCCAUUGUUCAGUCGCGGUAAAGGAAGAAGCAGUAACCUGGCGCUUAACUGCGGCGAGAUACGCGAGUUCCCCAAAGAGGCGGCGAUCUUUGACCUAUUUUCCUGCUCCUCGCCUUGCGAUUAGAGGCGCAGCAACCAAACCUUCCAAAUCACCAGCUGAAGAAGACUGGUCGAUUAAGAGAGCAAAACUGGUGGAGAAAAGAGUGAGGAGCGUAGAUCCAAAGGAAGCAUUGAGACUUCAAAACGAAAACAGCUUUGUGAUUCUUGAUGUGCGGCCAGAAGCAGAGUUCAAUGAGGCUCACCCACCAGGAGCUAUCAAUGUGGAAAUAUAUAGGCUGAUAAAGGAAUGGACAGCUUGGGACAUUGCAAGAAGAGCAGCAUUUGCCUUUUUCGGCAUAUUCCAAGGAACAGAAGAAAAUCCCAACUUUCUUCAGACUGUGGAAUCUAAGUUAGAUAAGGAUGCAAAAAUCAUUGUGGCUUGCUCAUCUGGAGGUACAAUGAAGCCAUCUCAAAAUCUCCCAGAAGGCCAGCAGUCAAGGUCACUAAUUGCGGCCUACUUGCUGGUUCUCAAAGGUUAUACCAAAGUUUACCAUUUGGAUGGAGGGCUCUAUGCCUGGUUUAAGGAAGGAUUGCCAGCAGUCUCUAAAGAAUGAAGCCAGAAACUUUUCUAGUCUUAGCAGACAAACUUUCAUUUUAAGAUCAUGCUAGUGUUAUGUUUUUUGUAUAGAGCUGUUUUUGAAAAACAUAUCAUAUUGACAAGCAAUAAUUUUUUACCUACCAAGAAACGUGUGUUCUUGCACCAACUGGCAGAAGGGGUCUUCAAAAAAUCGAUUUUAAAUCCAUAUUAGUAAAACUAG
This is a messenger RNA of Cuscuta epithymum, 1115 nucleotides long. Lineage: Eukaryota; Viridiplantae; Streptophyta; Magnoliopsida; Solanales; Convolvulaceae. The record is from the annotation of a GenBank genome assembly.